Erpetoichthys calabaricus (reedfish) is the source of this 1428-nucleotide messenger RNA. Its product is annotated as protein asteroid homolog 1-like. The coding region runs from base 1 to 1428 and encodes 475 amino acids. The transcript is spliced from 3 exons. The record is from RefSeq and is a predicted model, not a curated record. Lineage: Eukaryota; Metazoa; Chordata; Cladistia; Polypteriformes; Polypteridae.
AUGACCGCUAAAGACGUGGAAAAAUGCAGGAAUGGGGAAUGGCCACCCCAGAGACCCGUAGGACCUGAAGAGGGCCAGGGGGUCAAGAAAGCUGUGAAACAUCAAAGGGCAGUAGAAGAUGUAAAGCUGACGAACACCAAGAUCAUCAUUGAUGGCAACAACUUUUAUUUUAAAUUUUACCACAACUCGAGUCUCGACGAGCGACAUGGAGGAGAUUACGACUUGUACGCGGAGGCUUUAAAGAGGUUUUUCCAAACUCUGUCCACCUGCAACAUUCAACCGUUCGUUGUUCUGGAUGGCUGCUGCAACCACACUGACCACAAAUUAGAAACGACUAAACUGCGGGCCGAAGGGCACAUCAAAAGUGCACAUGACCUCUCCAUGGGGCGCAAAGGUAGGGUACUGCCACUGCUGUCGAGGAAUGUCUUCAUUCAGGUCUUAUCGAAACUUGGGGUUCCGUUGGUCCAGUGCUUGUUGGAAGCGGACAAGGAGAUCGCUGCCUUGGCUAACCAAUGGAAUUGUCCUGUUUUGUCAACAGACAUGGAUUUUUUCAUCUUUGACCUCAAGGGAGGAUUUUGUCCCCUGACCCAGUUUCAGUGGGAGAACGCCUCACAGGGGCGCAUCCCGGCUAAGUGUUAUUUCAUUGAAAAUUUUUGCGCUAAUUUCAAGGGAAUGAAUAAGGAUCUCCUUCCUCUGUUUGCUGUGAUCAAUAGCAACGAUUAUUCCGAUAUGAAAGUGAUGUAUCGCUUUUACCGUCACGUGGCCUCCAGUAGCCACAUGUCAGCAUAUAGAGGGAAGAAGCAGGCCACUGUCCAUAGUCUUCUGACAUGGCUGUCACCAUUCCAAGACCUAAAAGUCGCCAUGGAGAACGUGCUGAAUGUUCUGCCCGUCUCUGACAGAGAAGAGGUGCGAGAAUAUCUCUCCUCCCAAAUGCAGGUGUAUAAAAUACCAGAAAGAAAUCUGUCAGGUUUUUUCACAAGCUGGACGUCUACAACCGAUGACAUCCAGCUGAGAUCACUGCUGCCACGCUGGACUCUCACCGCAUUAGAGAAAGCACAGCUGCCUAAAACGGUCGUCGAUCUUUUAGUUCUGCAACGGGUUUUCCUAAUUCCUCAAGUCGAGAACUCCGAGCGGCCGAAUGCCCACACGUGCGUCCUGCCUAUCAGGAGAGCAUUUUAUGGGAUGAUUUUAAAUGGACGACGACACUCGUCGGUGAGCAGCCCCGGUGGUGAUGGAGUGGAGGCUGAACUGUGUGUCGUGGAAGAAUACGGCAGAGAGAAUGCAAACCUCACGAUGAGCCGCGUGGAAGCAGCGCCGCCACAUUCAGCGACAGGCAUUUCAGUGGAGGAAAUCGAGAAGCUACUUCGCAACAACAUCCGAAUGUAUGGCGCCAUAUUUGAUGGAACCUCACAUGGACGCUCUUUUUGA